AAUAAUGUUGCGGAUGAUAUGAUAUUGUCACCGCACGGACCCUAUCCAGGCCGAUAACAGUAGCAGCAGCGGUGUUAUAGUGAUGAUGUGAGUUUGAGUUGAAUUGAUUUCAUAAUCAAUGGCUUCAGCUUUAUCCUCUAUCAUCAACCAACCUCACACUGCUCAACGCUUUAAGCUUCAUUCUCCUUCUUGUCUCACUUUCUUCAAACACAAACACUUUUCCUUUUUCCCUCCUCCCAAACCAUUUUCAAUUUCAUCUCCACGCCCUCUUCAUCUCUUCGCCGCUUCCUUAAACUUCUCUUCGCUUUCCAACAAAUCCCAAAACCCCUCCCUCCGUGACUUCAUCGCUCCAGCUUCUCUUACCGCUUCCCAACUUCAACCCCGUGUGCCAGAUACUGAAGUUCCUUCAACGGGAAGGAUAUAUCAUGAGACCUAUGGAUGUCAAAUGAAUGUCAAUGAUAUGGAGAUUGUCUUGUCUAUAAUGAAAAAUGCAGGCUACACUGAAAUUGCCACUGUUCCUGAGAAUGCUGAAAUAAUAUUCAUCAACACCUGUGCCAUAAGAGAAAAUGCAGAGCUCAAAGUGUGGCAGAGGCUUAAUUACUUUUGGUUUCUUAAGAGGAAUUGGAAGACCAAUGUCGCUACUGGAAGGUCACAAUCCCUGCACCCUCCGAAAGUUGUUGUUUUGGGAUGUAUGGCUGAGAGGUUAAAGGAGAAGAUACUUGAUGCAGACAAAAUGGUUGAUGUGGUAUGUGGGCCUGAUGCUUAUAGGGAUUUGCCGCGGUUACUGGAAGAGGUUGAGUGUGGCCAGAAAGGGAUUAACACUCUUCUUUCGCUUGAGGAGACUUAUGCAGAUAUUAAUCCAGUUCGGAUCUCCAAGAAUUCAAUUAGUGCUUUUGUUUCGGUGAUGAGGGGUUGCAACAAUAUGUGUUCAUUUUGUAUUGUACCAUUCACUAGAGGCAGAGAGAGAUCACGUCCUGUUGAUUCCAUUGUGAGAGAGGUAGCGGAGCUUUGGAAAGAGGGUGUAAAAGAAGUAACACUUCUUGGCCAGAACGUGAACAGCUACAAUGAUGCAUCUGUGGUUGAAAAAGAGGCUGAAUUAGGGUCCAAUUGGAAACUCAGUGAAGGAUUUUCCAGCAUAUCGAAGGUCAGAACCACAGGCUUAAGGUUUUCUGAUCUAUUGGAUCGACUCUCAUCAGAGUUUCCUGAGAUGCGAUUCAGAUUCACGUCUCCACACCCUAAAGAUUUUCCAGACGAACUGCUUUAUCUUAUGCGUGAAAGACAUAAUAUAUGCAAAUUGAUACAUUUACCUGCACAAACAGGAAGUAGCACAAUGCUUCAGAGAAUGAGGCGAGGAUAUACUCGAGAGGCUUACUUGAGUCUUGUGCAAAAAAUUCGAAGUAUUAUUCCAGAUGUCGCCCUAAGCAGUGAUUUCAUUUCUGGUUUUUGCGGAGAAACAGAAGAGGACCAUUCUGACACAUUGAGUCUCGUAAAAGAAGUUGGUUAUGAUAUGGCGUACAUGUUUGCUUAUAGCAUGAGGGAGAAAACUCAUGCCCACAGAAAUUACGUUGAUGAUGUUCCCGAGGAAACUAAGCAGAGGAGGCUAACUGAAGUUAUUGAGACUUUCCUUGAGAGCACAGGAAAGUGUUACGACGGGCAGGUUGGAACGACACAGCUUGUACUAGUUGAAGGACCCAAUAAAAGAGCUCCAGACACUGAACUCAUGGGCAAGAGCGACAAAGGUCAUCGGGUAUUAUUUGCCAAUCUACCAAUCUCAGAUAGGGAAGAUGUCAAUACAAAGCGAAAUCCUGUGGUUGGUGAUUAUGUUGAAGUCCGGAUAACAAGAUCUACAAGAGCAUCACUCUUUGGCGACGCAAUUGCUAUUACUAAGUUGAGUUCAUUUUACAAUAAUCUGGACAGAGAAGCCAUUGCAUGCAGCAUGUAAAAGUAAAACCUUGCUGCAUAAACAGUUUGUCGUGGCAAGUUUUGGAUAUAGUCAUCGUAAACUGAUUCUUCCCCUUUGCGUCAUUGACGAAUUUGCAGUUUAUGGGAGAAACACUGCAACUAUUCAAGGGAGUGAGAUUAUGCAUUUACCUGUGACAUGUCUGCUAGAUUAAAAUUGUAACUCCUUUUAAUCUUAUCUUUGCAUGAAAAUGGUUGAGUCUGCGUUAAACUGUACAAUGUGCCGCUGAGAAUCCUGUUGAGUAUUGACAACCUGCAAUGCAAACAUCAAAAUCAAAUAGCAUAGGGAAGGAAUUCUGUGAUUUUUUGUCUCUAAAUAUUGGUUGAUAUAAGUGGGCUUUGAUGAAGCACACGGAAGAUUUAAUGUGGCAUUUGAACCAUCAUAUUAAUUUAUUGUUUAUAUAGAACAUCAACGUUUUUAGGAGUCUAAUGUUACAUCAUUCAGUGAACUAUCAUAUUGAAUAGUUUUGCUAGCUC
Molecule: messenger RNA, 2436 nt
Organism: Cicer arietinum (chickpea)
Lineage: Eukaryota; Viridiplantae; Streptophyta; Magnoliopsida; Fabales; Fabaceae
Product: CDK5RAP1-like protein
Biological process (GO): tRNA modification; negative regulation of cyclin-dependent protein serine/threonine kinase activity
Cellular component (GO): cytosol; mitochondrion
Molecular function (GO): tRNA-2-methylthio-N(6)-dimethylallyladenosine(37) synthase activity; 4 iron, 4 sulfur cluster binding
Source: RefSeq, a predicted model, not a curated record